Messenger RNA from Laccaria bicolor S238N-H82, 1464 nucleotides. RefSeq lists its product as uncharacterized. The record is from RefSeq and is a predicted model, not a curated record. Gene Ontology annotation, molecular function: protein binding. The transcript is spliced from 2 exons. NCBI's taxonomy places the organism in Eukaryota, Fungi, Basidiomycota, Agaricomycetes, Agaricales, Hydnangiaceae. The coding region runs from base 1 to 1464 and encodes 487 amino acids.
AUGUGCUCAAGUAACGAGUCCAACCAUCUUUCCGACAACUCCUCACCAGACCCUCUCGACUCCCGGCAAUUUGGAAGAUUCUCGGGAGAUUAUUCACAAAAUACCCCGCUACGGACCUGGGAGCAAUUAGAGGGGUCAUUUAUCCAACAAAGUCACAAGUUGACAGCCCGCAAGGCCGCUCCUACGCAGUUCCGAGUCCCCAGCAUUUCUAUCAUGGCCGUAUCCUCCAAACUACAUUCUCCAUCCCAAUCCCUCGUCGUGACUACGCCAAGAUCCAUUCUUAAAACCCACAAACAAAGCCCUCCCAGACAUUCGAUUACCCUCCCCUUGUCCGAGACGAUAUCAGAUCACUUCCCAUGUGAACUUGUCCAAAUCAUCAUCGAUUACCUCCACGACGAUAGAGCGGCGCUCGCAGCAUGCAGUAGAGUCUGUCGAACUUGGCUCUCCCUAUGCAGAGUUCACUUCUAUGCGAAGAUGACCAUUGAACCAGGCAAUACAGCAGGGUUCCUGGACCUUGUGACGUCCCCGCAUACCACGAUCGGAACUUACAUCCGGCAUCUCACCAUCCAGAAGCAAACUGGGCACAUAGACCACUUCUUCAUACUGAACAAUGCAUCGUGUCGACGAGUCCCUGACUUCCAUUUCGACAACGUCCUCCGCCAUGUCAAGACAUUCACGUCGAUCACGAAGCUCUCGUUGUUCAAAGGAUAUGGCGAGAACCCAAAGCUCAUCUCGCACCUCCAGGACUUUCUCAGCCUGGAAGGUUUAGAGCUGCGAAGCUGGUCUUUCCCCGGAUUUUCAGAUUUUGUCGGGGUCGUUUGUGCACCUCGAAACUUGGUUCGGCUUUCUUUGACCGACAUUGCAUGGGGAACUAGACGAUCCCUGGCACCCAACCUACGCUUGCCUCCCCGCCUUCGGCACAUGGCAAUAUUCAUGGAGAAACAGGGGCAAUUCUUUGAUUGGAUGUUAAGAUGCGCGACCCAACCAAUAGAGUCACUAGAGGUGGGGGGAGUUUUUGGCCCAGACGACGCGCUCGCUUGUGCAAACUUCUUGCGCGUACUUGGACCUACGCUCAAACAUCUCAGUUUGUACACACCCAGCCGCAUCAGGAAAGUCAAUCUGGUGUACAACACAGGUCUUCAGACGCUUUAUAUCAGCCAUCUGCAGGUCAGCCAAUGGGAAGGAAGCGGACCCCCACCACGGGACAAAAUUUCCGAAAUCCUCGCACAGUUGUGUUCACCAAAUAUUGCCACAAUUAGUCUUCAGCUCCUCAUGCACGAACCCGAAGCACUUAAGACGAUCGCCUGGAGGCAAAUCGAGCACACCCUCGCCUUGCCUCGUUUUGCAAGUCUCGAAACAGUUGAAUUUCGCGUGCCAAAGUGUAGGAAAUGGGCGCUAUCUUUGCUAGAAAAAAACCUGCCCAACGUGGCUGCUCGGGGCAUCUUGUCUGUGGCGAAUGGUUGA